Molecule: messenger RNA, 1080 nt
Organism: Colletotrichum spaethianum
Lineage: Eukaryota; Fungi; Ascomycota; Sordariomycetes; Glomerellales; Glomerellaceae
Product: fatty acyl-CoA reductase 2
Exons: 2
Coding region: 1-1080 (359 amino acids)
Biological process (GO): long-chain fatty-acyl-CoA metabolic process
Cellular component (GO): peroxisome
Molecular function (GO): alcohol-forming very long-chain fatty acyl-CoA reductase (NADP+) activity
Source: RefSeq, a predicted model, not a curated record
AUGGACUUCUUUCGAGACCAAGUAGUACUCCUCACGGGAGCGACCGGAGGGCUAGGUGGCUGCCUCUUGUACAAGCUCGUCGUUGUCCUUCGAGUACCCAAGAUCUACGUGGUGAUACGAAAGACGCCCGAAAAGGCCAUUCAAGCAUGGGCCAAGACAAUGCAAAAUCACGUUGACGAGAUCAUGCACACAGGCAGCGUCAAGUUCAUAUAUGGGGAUAUUACCACCCGGAAGUACGGUAUAGCGGACCACGACGUGCGAGCUAUGGAGAACGAUGUUACUAUCGUUAUCAAUGCAGCCGCGAACAUCAGUCUGCGCCUUCCAUUGCGCCAAGUCGUUCAAGAGAAUUGUCUUUCAGCCCUCGAUUUGGGAGAAAUGGCAAUGAGGUUCACCAAGCUCAUCAGCUUUGUUCAGCUCUCAAGUGCUUACGCCCUAAGUGAUCUCCCGGACGGCCCCAUGGAGGAGAAAUUGUACCUAGUCGACGAUGCGGACCAACUCCUGGAGGACAUCAUUUCGGGCAAGACUGACAACUGGGCUGGCUUUGCUUGGCCGUAUGCCAAGUCCAAAAGGCUCAUGGAGUGUCUGAUGGAUCAAAAGCUGGCGCAUCGACUACCUCUCCUCAUAGGUUAUACGUCGGGCAAGAACAUCGUGGACGAGAUACCCGUUGACCUAGUCUCCAACAUCAUUCUCCAGCACGUCUCACGUGGGACUCGUGGUGUAGUGCACACGUCCUCGCAAUGCUACAUCCCUAGGACAUUCGACGACUAUCUGAACGACCUGGAGCGCUAUGUCCCUGACGACUGGAAGCCCAAGAUGGCCCGCCCUGUCUUCACCACCGACCGCACUGCCCGGCAAUGCCGCGUGGCCGAGUUUUAUGUCAUCAAGUCACGGAACUGGCUGGUGCGAGCGGACCGGUCUCGAGAUCUCGAACAGGGCGGCCCACUUGGUCUGCACUUCGGCGACCACAAUAUUCAGGCCUUCACAGAGAAGCGGGUGAGACGCAUUUUCACCGAGACGAAGGAGCUACUAGAGAUGAAGGAGAAGCGCGCCAAGGGCCAGCAGCUGGAGACCAAAUUGUAG